AAGCUGUGUUCACAUAUUGAUCCACCCUUUGGUGGUUUAUGAUCUGUUUGCCUGCUUGUAUGAUGCGGUGAACAUGAAGAAUAUUGACCCUCUUGGCUUUCCGUAACAUUUUAAUCCCACGUGUAGCCAUAGCGGCUAGUUGAAUAGCAUUAGCUUCUCCUGUCUGGUACCACACUGGAAAGAUGGCAACAGAAGCCAAACGGCAGAAGGUGACUGAUGGUUCAGAGCCUCUGCAGGACUUUCUCCAAUGGUGCGACAGAGUUGGUCUGGUUCUCAGUAAUAAGGUGUACGUGAGUAAAGAGGGAACAGUGGCAGACUAUGGAAUGCUUGCUAAGGAAACUAUAGAGGAAGGCGAGGUUUUAUUCACCAUCCCCAGAUCAGCUCUUCUGCACCAGGGAACAACAAAAGUUUCUGUGUUGUUGGAGAAAGAGAAGUCGUCUCUGGAGAGCUCCUCUGGCUGGGUUCCCCUGCUGCUGGCUCUGCUGUACGAGCACACGUCCUCGCAGUCCCGCUGGAAACCUUACCUCUCUUUGUGGUCUGACUUCAAAGCCCUGGAUCAUCCCAUGUUCUGGUCUAAAGAGGAGCGAGACGAUUUGCUCCAGGGGACAGGUAUCCCAGAAGCUGUGGACACAGACUUAUCCAACAUCCAGCGGGAAUACAAAGAAGUUGUGCUGCCUUUCAUAAAAAAGCAUCCUGAUCUGUGGAACCCCAGCACACACACACUGGAGCUUUACACCCAGCUGGUGGCCUUCGUCAUGGCGUACAGCUUUCAGGAGCCACAAGAGGAGCAGGAUGAGGAUGAUGAUGAUGAGGAGGAGGCUCCCAACCCACCGAUGAUGGUUCCCAUGGCAGACAUGCUCAACCAUGUGUCCAAUCACAACGCUAACCUGGAGUUUACACCAGAAAGUCUGAAGAUGGUUUGCGUGCGCCGCGUUCACCCAGGCGAGGAGGUGUUUAACACCUACGGCCAGAUGGCCAACUGGCAGCUUCUUCAUAUGUACGGCUUCGCUGAACCGUAUCCAAGCAACCGCAACGACACUGCUGACAUCCCUGUCGUCAACCUCUACAAAGCCGCUGUGCAAGGUGUCCAGCCGGAUUUGGACCACCAGCUGAUGGAGGAGCGGUGGGAGGUGCUUUGUCAGAUAAUGCAAGAGAAAGGAGCCUUUGUCUUCGGUAAACAAGGCUGCCUUACUGACUCAGACUUGCACACGGCACUUAAGGUAUUGUGUAUGUCUAAAGAAGAGCUCUCAGAGUUCAAAGACAAUGAAGGAUGGGAGGAAGAUGAUGAGGAUGAUGAGAGGAUUUCUCAGGCUUUCUCCAAUGAAGGUUUUCCUGAAUUAAAGGCUCCAUGGAAACAAUUGAUUCACAAAGCUGCUCUGCUGACUCUGAGGUCCUACAGAGACGGGGAGGUGGAGGGGAAAGUUGUGGACAGUGACCGGGCACUGAUGGAGGACAAGGCGGCGUUUAAAGGACUGAGUUCUCGGCAGCAGAGGGCACUGCACGUCCGCUUGGGACAGAAGAUGAUCUUGAACAGACUGAUGGAGCUCACCAAAUUGUGAGUUGAGGUGUAACAGGGAGGUCAUUUUUGGAUGUUUCUCUCCAUACAAGGAAUAAUUUAAAGAAAAGAAAAACCGCAAAAUACUCAACCAGGUGAUUCUGUGGCAACAGCAGCCUUUUUUUAAAUAGUUAAAUUUCUGUGUUCAGUAACUAUUUGAGUGAG
Melanotaenia boesemani (Boeseman's rainbowfish) is the source of this 1720-nucleotide messenger RNA. RefSeq names its product SET domain containing 6, protein lysine methyltransferase (gene setd6). Gene Ontology annotation, biological process: peptidyl-lysine monomethylation. The coding region runs from base 183 to 1559 and encodes 458 amino acids. The record is from RefSeq and is a predicted model, not a curated record. The transcript is spliced from 10 exons. Gene Ontology annotation, molecular function: protein binding; protein-lysine N-methyltransferase activity. Gene Ontology annotation, cellular component: nucleus. NCBI's taxonomy places the organism in Eukaryota, Metazoa, Chordata, Actinopteri, Atheriniformes, Melanotaeniidae.